CAUCCUCCCUGACACUUGUUGCUGCUGCGAGCACCACCUGAACCGCUUCAGUUUCCUUUGGGAUUUCCCGCGGGGAGUGAUGAACUCCAUCGACCCCCAGUCCCACCACCAGCACCAGCACCACCACACCUCCCCUACCGUCGGCUCUCUCCCACCCAAAGGCGCCCAGGAGGCCCCGGACAUGGCCGCGGUGUACUGCGAUAACUUCAGCAGUAUGUACCACCAGCAGAGCCUCCAGGGCACACAGAGACCCUCCGGAUACGGCCUCGGAGAUUACACAUCGUCUCCAAACCCGUACCUGUGGCUCAACGGACCGGGUGUGAACUCCUCUGCGUCUUACCUGCACGGCAACAACCCGGCGUCCUUCAUCCCGCCCUCCUACGGCUCGCAGCGUCAGUUCAUAACAAACUCACCUGGAUUCGGAGGGCCCGACCUGGGCUGGCUGUCCAUCGCCAGCCAGGAGGAGCUGCUGAAGCUCGUGCGGCCGCCUUACUCCUACUCUGCGCUCAUAGCCAUGGCCAUCCAGAAUGCGCACGAGAAGAAGCUGACCCUGAGUCAGAUCUAUCAGUAUGUCGCAGAAAAUUUCCCCUUUUAUAAGAAGAGCAAAGCCGGCUGGCAGAACUCGAUCCGGCACAACCUGUCUCUGAACGACUGCUUCAAGAAAGUGCCGAGGGACGAGGACGAUCCAGGAAAAGGAAAUUACUGGACGUUGGACCCAAACUGUGAAAAGAUGUUUGACAAUGGAAACUUUCGCAGGAAACGGAAAAGACGCUCAGAUCCGAGCAGUGCAGGAGGAGCAGCGGCGGCAGCGGGGGCCACAAAAGUGGAGGACGGCAGGCCGGCGGUGGGGCCCUCAAUGAAGCCUUCAGACAGUCCUCAGCUCCUGGGGCCACCCUCUCCGGAGAUGGAGCCAAUGAACGAGAGCCACAAGAGCUCAUCGUCCUCUUCGCCGCCCGGACUGUCCUCAGCCGCUCCGUGUUUUAACAACUUUUACAGCAGCAUGUCGACGCUCAGCUCGGGGGGCCCCAGCCGGCAGGGGUCCCUUGGUUUGGUGAACGAGCUGGCAAACAGGAACAUUACGGCCCUGAGCCCGUACCACCUUAACCACGGAGGGCAGGAUACGGGGGCAUCAGAGCAUGGCGAGGGCCUGCAUUUCAACCGUGGAGUGUACUACAACACGUUUGGCGGCGGGCAGGGCGGACAGUUCAACAGCCACUUCUACAACAGCUUCAGCGUCAACAGCCUGAUCUACCCCCGAGAAGGGACUGAGCUAUAGGGGCUGAUUCACCACAACUUCCCCACACUGUUCCAGGGCGUUGCUGCACGGUGAAUCCCUCUGAAACACACAAAAACACAGCCGAGAGGUCAGAGGGCAUGCUGGGUAAAGCUGCUUCUCUGCACCAUGAACACAACCCUCCCUUCACUGAUCACUUCACAGAGAUUAGAGUAUUUUAGCUAAACUUGAUUGAACUUGACAAGCACUCAAACUGUGGAAACACGAGCCGGAAAGUCAAAAGGAAAAACAAGCACUUAUCUUUUCACUUUUUUUUGUUAUUAUAUCAAAGCUCAUACUUUGCUAUUAAUGCCGACUUGCGAAGUAAGACAACCACAGAACACUUGGUUUCUUUUGUAAUAUUUUUUGGGCGGAUACAAUGGGAAGGGUUUAUAUUCCUGUAGUCAAAGCUACUUCAUCAUGUUUAAGAUGUAAAUAUCCUUAGAUAUUUUUGCCAAAUCUAGUCCAUAUUACUUUAGAGUGGCCAAAUGAUUACAUGUGUUGACACUAUUUAUAUUCAUAUUCAACUCAAGUCUGCCAAAGUUGCCUUUGCGAGACCGCCUUUACCUCAAAACAACAAUCAUAUGAGAUGACAGAGUCCUGAAGGGUUCACCUGUACAUUUACACAGUUUCCAAAUGCAGUAACCAUUGAUUUAAUACUAAUAUGAUCCGAGAUGGGGCUUGCCUUAUUUUUAUAUCCUCCAUGUUGAAUGAAAACCACAGCACUAAGGCUCUUGUAAAUACAUGUGGACUUUAUAAAUGUGUAUUUUUUGUAAAUUAUGAAAAAUAGUUUGUGACUAUUUAUGCUAUUUAUGCUAAUAGACAUUGUGUUCCCUACUGUCUGAACAUAGCUUGAUUAAAUCAGAAGUGAAUUACUUUAGCUUACAAAAAUGCGCCGAAAACAGUAUCACUAAAACUCAGAUGUCAUAAAUCUAUAUAUAUUAAAAACGAUAUGCUAUAUCAUGGUUUCUCUCAGGAUUCAGUGUGACAAUCAUUGAAUUGCUUUUGUAUCUAUUUUUGUCUUUUUUUUUAAUCUUUAUACAGUACAUACAGCUUACAGGCAGUUUUCACUGUGACUAUAA
This is a messenger RNA of Trematomus bernacchii (emerald rockcod), 2355 nucleotides long. RefSeq names its product forkhead box I2 (gene foxi2). NCBI's taxonomy places the organism in Eukaryota, Metazoa, Chordata, Actinopteri, Perciformes, Nototheniidae. Gene Ontology annotation, molecular function: DNA-binding transcription factor activity, RNA polymerase II-specific; RNA polymerase II cis-regulatory region sequence-specific DNA binding. Bases 80 to 1276 code for a protein of 398 amino acids. The transcript is spliced from 2 exons. The record is from RefSeq and is a predicted model, not a curated record. Gene Ontology annotation, biological process: anatomical structure morphogenesis; regulation of transcription by RNA polymerase II; cell differentiation.